UGAAGAUGAAGAUCAAGUUGAUGAUGAUGACCAUGAUGAUGAUGAUGAUGAAGAUGAUGAUGAUUCGGAUGACGAAGGUGAAGAUGAUGGUGAUGUUGAUGAUGAUGAUGAUGAUGAUGAUGAUGAUGAUGAUGAUG
This is a messenger RNA of Echinostoma caproni, 137 nucleotides long. NCBI's taxonomy places the organism in Eukaryota, Metazoa, Platyhelminthes, Trematoda, Plagiorchiida, Echinostomatidae. The record is from the annotation of a GenBank genome assembly.